GCUUUCUUAGCUGACUUAAGAAUCUUCUGCAGAAUUUCUGUGAAAUUCUUAACUAUUGACUUACGAAGACUUUAUGUCUAAAUAGUAACUGCAAUGUUUAUUUUUUUAAAUGGAAUAUGUUUAAAAAGACUCCAGGAAAACAUUUUUAAAGUUAUUAUUGGAUGGGAGGAAUAUGGGGCGGAGUUGGCCUUAGAGAAAUGAUAGCAGCAUUAGUAAAAAAGAUUUUAAAAAGCACAUGCUGGGCUCAAGUCAGCAUAGCUCCAAAAGACAGGACUGAGCAAGAAGGAUCAGAAAGACAAGAUGAACGAUGUGAAGCUUGCUGUCUUGGGUGGCGAAGGAACAGGCAAAUCUGCACUUACAGUAAGGUUUCUUACCAAGCGAUUCAUUGGAGAAUAUGCUUCUAAUUUUGAAUCUAUCUAUAGUAAGCAUUUGUAUUUGGAAGGGAAGCAACUGAACCUAGAAAUAUAUGACCCUUGUUCUCAACCAAAGAAAGCAAAAUUUUCCCUCACAAGUGAACUGCAUUGGGCAGAUGGGUUUGUUAUUGUGUAUGACAUCAGUGACAGGUCCUCAUUUGCUUUUGCAAAAGCACUGGUCUACAGAAUUCGGGAGCCACAAACUAGUCAUUGUAAAAGAGCUGUGGAAUCAGCGGUGCUGCUGGUUGGUAACAAGCAAGAUCUCUGUCACGUGCGAGAGGUUGGCUGGGAAGAAGGGCAAAAGCUGGCAUUGGAUAACCGCUGCCAAUUCUGUGAAUUAUCUGCAGCAGAGCAGUGUCUGGAGGUAGAGAUGAUGUUUAUCAGAAUUAUCAAGGACAUCCUGACAAACUUCAAACUCAAAGAAAAGAGAAGACCCAGUGGAUCUAAAUCAAUGGCUAAACUGAUCAAUAAUGUAUUUGGAAAGAGACGGAAAUCUGUUUAGCAGACAUGUAAUCCUAGGGGAUUUAUUAUAUCAGAGAGUUUUAAAUAUUCACAUGAUAAUGAAAUUUGCCCUUUGUAUGCAUUAAAAAAAAUAGUUCUCUUAGAGAUAUGAACUGACUGAACAUAAACCACAGCUGUGUUUUCAAAUAUAUAGCUUGCCGUUUGGUUGUUUGUAUCUUGUACACUCAUGCUUCACACCCAGCCUUUUCCGUAUUAUAGAAAAUGGCACUCACUAUAACUUACCAAUGCAUUGCUGUAUAGUUUGCUUGUAUAACUGCUUAAUGAUUUUAUUAAACUACCUCCACAGGCCUCAGU
Messenger RNA from Prionailurus viverrinus (fishing cat), 1229 nucleotides. RefSeq names its product RERG like (gene RERGL). The record is from RefSeq and is a predicted model, not a curated record. Gene Ontology annotation, molecular function: GTP binding; GTPase activity. Bases 301 to 915 code for a protein of 204 amino acids. The transcript is spliced from 5 exons. Lineage: Eukaryota; Metazoa; Chordata; Mammalia; Carnivora; Felidae.